Mizuhopecten yessoensis (Yesso scallop) is the source of this 1887-nucleotide messenger RNA. RefSeq lists its product as uncharacterized. The coding region runs from base 171 to 854 and encodes 227 amino acids. The transcript is spliced from 6 exons. NCBI's taxonomy places the organism in Eukaryota, Metazoa, Mollusca, Bivalvia, Pectinida, Pectinidae. The record is from RefSeq and is a predicted model, not a curated record.
CAUUAACGUUGGUUGGAUAUAAAUAGGUGCCGCUAUAGUAGCAUGGCUCAAACGCGUAGUGUAUGCGAUAUGAAUUCGGUCAGAAACUGUUUACAGAGCACAUGGGUGUGUGUACAUCCGUGUGACACAGAUCAUGCUGUUUCACGAAGGAGGAUUUGAUAAAUGAUACAAUGUUUUUGUUAGGUUAUUUCGCACUAUUGUUUAUCAUGGAUGCGAGUAGUUUAGAACCAGGCAGGGAUUGUCAAAAUACUUCCCGAGUGUGUGAUCAGAGUUCCACGCCGUGUACAUGUCAAGAAUACGAAAACAUGGCCACGCUAUGUUUCUUUGUCAACACGACCAGUAAACAGUUUAUUGUGGAGAUCAACUCAGCGGAACAGGCCGAUUUCCUUAUCCGGGUUGUUCAACACCAACCGAUGCAAUCUACUGUUUUGAGAUUUGAAACAAAACCGAGUUCCUGUCGAUUGCUGAAUAUACCAGAGGGAAGCUAUAAAAUAAAGAUUGAAUCGAUAACAAGGAAAAACCAAGUCAAGUGUUUUUGUGGUGGUCAAAUGGAUGCCUGGUGUGACAGUUGUAAUGUCAAAAAUUUCGCAGGAACCUUGACAAGUCGAACUCCGGUACUCUCAUCUACAGUAGCAUUAGCCCCCGGUACAAGGUUUACAUCGACGCAUGACCCUAACAUUGUUGACUUGUCAACGCUGUCAGAAAAUGGAUCGGAUUCUGAUACUGAUUCCCAUCGAAGCGAUCAACCGGACGAUCGUGAUACACACGUGGUGAUUGCUGUAUCUACCUGCGUCGUACUGGUCAUUUCGUUGAGUUUGUUCAUCUGGCAAUGCAAAGGUAAACACAUCAGCUAAAUAAAUUACACUGCAUCAUACAUACAACGUCAUGUUAGAGCAUUUUCAUUUCAUGCUACUGUGUGUUAUCAUUGGGUAUGCACAUAUAACAAAGGCCAACAUAGUAACCACGCCUUUCAUUUUAAAACAAUACCUUAAACAGUAAAGCCGGGUUAUACUGCCACUUUUUGUCCAUAAAAAUGUCGGCGUUAUAAAGAGAUUUGGCGAUAAAUUGAGAAAAAUGUGUGAAGUGUUUCUUAAGAAAACGAGAAAAACGAGAUAGCAAAUUAAACCAGGCACAUUAUAUCGAGGGUUUACUGUACCUCUCAUGGUUUGGAAUCAAAGGAGCACAUACGGAUUGUUGUUUCUUGCAAAAUGGAAGCAGAAUGAUACCAACAAUGGAUAUUAUAUCAAUUUUUUAUCAAACUGAAAUAUAAUGGAAUGAAACAUUUUUAAGUAUUACUAUUCAACAUUUGAACUACCGCCCAACUAGCCAUGGUAAUUUGCUCUUAGGCAAUUUACAUUGCAUACAUAGAUAUCCCAUCCAUAAAGUCAUACAAGAUAUCAAUCAAUACAACUGGAGAACAUCGCAUGAGCAUGAACAGCCUUUUCAAACGCAAACUACUAGUUUCAUGCCACAUGAUCCCUCUUUUUAUCUUUUUCACAUUGAUUUUUGGAUGCUGUGUAUAGCAUUCAUAGCGGUCCUCGCCAAGCCUGGGCAAAACAAAACCAAACAACAUACUUUCUUCUUCCACGGAAGAUCUUUAAAUGCUGUGUUGAUUAUGUUAUGGUAUGAUUAAUGCUAUAAAAUGAUGAAAUACAUAUGAAAACGAUCAAUAAGUCAAGGAAAAAAUGUUAAAAUUUUACUAAAAGGCAAGUUGUUUCAGUGAGCAUCAUGAACUAUAUCAAUCUCACAUUAUUACGCUUUUUGGACCAAAUACUUUCUUCACAAAAAAAACAAACAACACUUUAUCUCCUUCCGCGAAAGAUCUGUAGAUAAUGUGUUCAUUAUUUCAUGAUAUGAUCAAUGAUAUCAUAUGGUAAAAUAUAUCUG